CUUCACUGUUCUGCAUUACCCACCUACAAUCAAUGGCUCCUCUUGUGCUCCUCACCGGUGCUACCGGGCUUGUUGGCUUCCGAGUGCUCUUGGAAGCUCUCAAAAGCGACUAUAGUAUCCGCUUCACAGCUCGCUCAGAGGAAAAGGCCCAAAAAAUCCUAUCCAACCCAGCUAUCCAGGCCCUGGCUCCAGGCGACCGACUUUCAUCCAUCAUUCUAACCGAUACGACAGUCGACAACGCAUUCAAUGCCGCCCUACAAGGCGUCACGUACGUCAUCCAUGUUGGAAGUCCUGUCGCGGUACCAGGCUUCCAUCCUCUUGAGCAAGUAUGGCAUCCCACCGUCAAGGGGACAUCGAACCUCCUCACCUCCGCACUAAAAGUGCCCACCAUCAAACGAAUCAUCAUCACCUCCUCAAUCGUAGGAAACAUGCCACCCAUCCCAGACCCCUUGACAACUAUCACCGCCGCAUCACGAAUCCAUUUACCUGGCCCCGCCCCAACAAGCUUCUCCAACCUCUUCGAGGCAUAUGCCCUCUCCAAAAUCUAUGAAGCGAACGAAACCGACGCCUUUGUCGAGAAGAACAAACCCCAUUUCACAGUCGCGCGUAUCAUGCCCGGCUAUGUCUUUGGGCGUAACGAGCUGGCACUCACGGCAGACGCGGUUCUCAAUGAGAAUAGCUCCAACCAAUACCUCAUGGCCAGUAUCACGGGAAAAGAUAUCAGUUUCCCGCUGCACGGUGGGUACGUCCAUAUCGAUGACCUGGCGGAGGUUUAUAUAAAGGUACUGGGUCUUGAGCCUACGCCCGAGACGCCCGGGAACUUCGGGGCCUGCGUUAAUGUUGAUUAUACGGGUCUUUUUGAUUAUAUUGAGAAGGCGUUUCCCAAGGCGGUUGCUGAGGGGGUUUUUAAGCGUGGUAGUCUGGGCACGUUGCCUUUCUCCUAUGAUUCUAGUGAGACGGAGAAGACGUUGGGGUUGAAGUUUCGUUCGUUUGAGGAUGCUAUGUUGGAUACUGCCAAGCAGUAUCUGGAGAAACUGGGCAAGGAAUUUGCCUGA
Messenger RNA from Aspergillus alliaceus, 1055 nucleotides. RefSeq lists its product as uncharacterized. The transcript has a single exon. The coding region runs from base 33 to 1055 and encodes 340 amino acids. Gene Ontology annotation, molecular function: oxidoreductase activity, acting on the CH-OH group of donors, NAD or NADP as acceptor. The record is from RefSeq and is a predicted model, not a curated record. NCBI's taxonomy places the organism in Eukaryota, Fungi, Ascomycota, Eurotiomycetes, Eurotiales, Aspergillaceae.